Molecule: messenger RNA, 768 nt
Organism: Penicillium longicatenatum
Lineage: Eukaryota; Fungi; Ascomycota; Eurotiomycetes; Eurotiales; Aspergillaceae
Product: Nonribosomal peptide synthetases (NRPS)
Exons: 1
Coding region: 1-768 (255 amino acids)
Source: RefSeq, a predicted model, not a curated record
AUGGGCAUAUUCCAAGGUAAGAAGCUGCGAGAGGAGUUCUCCAUUGCACCGCCUAUCAUCGCCAAAGCGGCGUGUGCUCUGUUCAAUUUGCAUACUAUGGGCUGUGAGAAGGCCGUUUUUGCCAGUGUUGAGUCGGGUCGCUCGUGGCCUUUCACAGAUGCCGAGAAUGAGCCUAGCUCCAAUCCGUUGACUAUUGAUGGUCCCACAAUGAACGAGACCAUUAAUCGUAUCCGGGUUGUUCCUGGCGAGACGGUGCGUCAGUUCUUGGACCGUCUACAGGAGGACCAGCUUUUGAUUGAAAUGUAUUCGCACGCACCUGUGGCAUCUAUUAUUGAACGUCUCGCCGUGUCGGAUAUCAUCGUGGAUGGCGAAGGAAAAGGCCAGCUCAGCGAUGGUUCAGCCGAUGCUAAGACUUUCUCCGAUUGUCUUCCACGUCAGAUCUUUGACUGGCUUCCUCCCGUGCGGCCAAUUGAACAGGAAGGAAGCUUCGAGCCCCGCAUGCGAGCGCUCGAGAUUCUUAGUCGUACUGACCUUGGGAUUGUGUGGUUUCCCUCUUUGAUUGAUGACAAGGUCCUGCUACUUGACGCAACCUGGGACGAUGCCCAACUUCGAUCUAGUGAGGUUCAUGAAGCGAUGUCGAAAUUCAUAUACGCUAUUGUGUGGUUGUCAGAGCCAUCGAACCUGGACCGGCCUGUUAUGGAGUGCGAGUUUGAUAUUUCUGGAUAUGAAAUUACUGAUCUUGGACCAUGGGAGAAUUAUCAUCGAUAG